GCCGUUACCAAGGAAAUGAGAGAUGCCGCGCAUGCGCUGUGAAACAGCGUCGUGUUUCCAUAGUGAUGCCAUAAGCAAGACCACCGAGAGCACCAAACAACAUGGAAGAGGCACCGGCACCGAUUCUUCUCUAUGGGGAGGCGGAAGGGAUGGUGCAGAGCCUGCAGAUCUUCUCAGUACGCGAUACUGCUUCUGGCGGGUGGUUUAAACAGCAUGAAUACAUUGAAAAGCUAAAUAUGCAAGCGAUCCUCAAUGCUUCAGCAGGGCAGGAGGAGAUUAUUAAGGACCUGCUUGUGACACAUUCAAAGAUUUCAGUUUUAAUUCAUGAACUGAUCAGUGUGGAGAUCUGGAAGAUUAAGGUGUUUCCUGUACUGUGUCAACUGCAAGACUUCCAGCCCAAGAGCACCUUCCCUCUCUAUAUGGUGAUACAUCAUGAAGCAACUAUCAUUAACCUACUGGAGACAAUCUUUUACCAUAAGGAAGUAUGUGAGUCUGCGGAGGACCUUACUCUGGAUCUGAUUGAUUACUGCCAUAGGAAACUGACUCUGUUAGCAUCACAAAGCUCUAAUAUGAAAACACUCAGCCAGGACAGACUUCUCUCCCACACUGCCAGUGAAGCAUCAUCGUUAGAGGAGCUAAAGCAGCAGGCUGAAUCUCUGGAGUUUGACAUUGCAUUAAAAUGCCUGUCAGUUAUGCGAUAUAUCAGUGAUCAUACUGACAGCCUCCCACUAUGUGUGACCAAUCGUCUCCUUAAUACUCACAACUUGCCUUGUCUGUUGGUGGAACUCCUGCAUCAGUGUCCCUGGACCCAGCGCCAAAAAGGCCAGCUCCAGAAGUAUGAAGGUGGUCGCUGGUACCCUGUACCUGCUGAGGACCAGUUAAAGAUGACCAAGCUGGAUGGUCAAGCCUGGAUAACUUUAUACAACCUCCUGUUGAGGCCAGAGUGCCAACAGAAAUAUAACAUCAAUAGCUUCACCAAGGGGCAACUCUUAAAGCUUCGUUCCUUUCUCACUGAAGUGCUUCUGGACCAGUUGCCAAAUCUUGUAGAACUGCAGCGCUUCUUAAGCCACUUGUCUGUGAGUGAGCCAGCCCCACCCAAAAAGGAACUGAUCAUAGAGCAGGUACCUGAGGUUUGGGAUUCAAUCAUCAAGGAGAAUUCAGGGAAAUGGAAAGCAAUAGCCAAACAACAGGUGAAACAUGCAUUUUCUCCAAGUGAAGAAGACUUGCGUUCUCAAGCUAAAAGAUGGGCACAGACCUAUAAUAUUGAUGUAAUGGAGGCACUUGUGCCAGAAAAACCAAAGUGUGGUUCAUGUGGGUCAGAAGCCACCAAACGUUGUUCAAGGUGUCAGAGUGAGUGGUAUUGCAAGAGAGAGUGCCAGGUUAAACACUGGCAGAAGCACAAAAAGGCCUGUGAUAUGGUGAGCGAGGCAAUGAAGAAAAUGCAGGAAGAGAUCCACAAACAGACAUAAAGAAGAGGUGUCUGUCUUAAAAAUAUUUUGUUGAAGUGUUUUGACCCACUGAUCUUCACACCCUCCAAUAAUAACCUACAGGACACUUUAUAGUCAUUGCUUAAGUAUUAUGUACUAAAUAUACAGGGGAUGCUGCCGUGUACUACCCAACACCCCUUGUCAGCUGAACAAUCACACUUAUUUAUUUUGUGCUACAGGCUGGUGGGGAAUUGUCUGGAUCAGUAACAGCUGAAGGGAAGCAGACUGGACACUUUUGCUUUGUACAACAUAAAAACCUCCAUACACCCCUGGGACUUGUCCUUUUGCUGCUCCCCAUUUAAACGUUGAAAGGGAACCCCAACCUCCAGCCACAGUUAUGUGCUCCAGGGAUCCCACUUCCUCAGAUCAGUUCCUGACUGAAACUAAUGUAAUAAGUCUCUAGGUUUUAUUUACUCAUUCUGGAGAGAGCAUCUCAUCCUCACAAUUGAGGGCAUUGCUAUGGACAUUUUCAUGUAUACAUUUUUGUAAAUAUCAAAUAUGUCCCAGGACUGGUUUCACUUUAAUUAUCACUGAGAAUAAAUGCUCUAAACUGAAGAACUGUUUGCCAACAUGUGGUUAGUAGUACUGGCAGCAUGUUUUAGUACAGUGUGUCAGUUUUAAAAAUAGAGAUUUUUAAAUGAAGGCCUAUAUUUCAUGUGGCGUCACAGGCCUGUGAACCCACCCAUAAUAUAGCCCUGUGGCUUCCUGCAUGAUGAGCUUUAGUCUUGGCUUGGUAGGAUGUGGUGGCUGCUAUCACUGGUGCAUUAAAAAUGAUUAAACCCA
Messenger RNA from Xenopus tropicalis (tropical clawed frog), 2270 nucleotides. It is a transcript of the gene zmynd10, whose product is annotated as zinc finger MYND-type containing 10. Lineage: Eukaryota; Metazoa; Chordata; Amphibia; Anura; Pipidae. Gene Ontology annotation, biological process: motile cilium assembly; outer dynein arm assembly; inner dynein arm assembly. Gene Ontology annotation, cellular component: apical plasma membrane; centriolar satellite; dynein axonemal particle. The record is from RefSeq and is a predicted model, not a curated record. The transcript is spliced from 12 exons. The coding region runs from base 102 to 1469 and encodes 455 amino acids.